CCACAUAGGUCAAGAAUUACCACACAUUAUAAAAGCGUUACUCCAACUGUGUCUGUCAUUAUUACGACAGUUUCAGAAUUAACUGCUACUAUAAUAAAUCCUAGUUGUGCAAAGUACGUACUAAAACAACAGCAAAUAUGAACACUCUUUUGGGAGAAAUUGCCACCCUCAAUGAUGUUCUGUACCCAGUCUACAGAGUGGCCUUCAAGUUUAGGAAGCUGCAGAAAGCCUUCCUCUUGGAUCAUAUUGAAGUGGCCACACUGCAAGAAGCCCUCCACCAGUCUGGUAUCCAUAGCCUGGGGCGCUCCGAUCCCGUCCCCCUGAGCCAACUACGCAGCUUCAUCACAGAGCUAUACUCGUGCCUCAAGGUGCAGAAGCCCUCGUUGGGAGCCAACAAGCUACAGCAGGCUCAGGAGCUCUUCUUUAACUGGUGUCAGAUGGUUUAUCUCACCUCCACUGGAGGCUAUAUUGGAAGUGGUUCUCUCAAGAUACUCAUCUGUCUGUUGUCUGGGACCAAGCCCUUCGACAAGGCGAGAAUUAUAUUCAGUAUGCUGUCCACCCAGAGUGGCACUGUGGAGCCAUCUGGAAUAGCCUACUUCUGUGAGGCCACUCAGCAGAUCGGAGACAGUAUGCAAGAGAACCUGUACAUAAAGUGGAGCGUGGACGAUAUUUUCCGCGACUGUUUGGCAGCUGUUCGUUCGGCAGAAGACAUUGAAGAUGAGGAGGAGCUUGAUGGUGUUGUUAGGAGGCCGUGGUUGUCUCAGUUUGAGUUCACAAAGAUGUUCACUGCUGCACAAGCGCCAAAGUUCCUAGCCUGGGUGACACUCUACCACAAACUGCCCUCUUUGGAGAAUGAAGUGCAUUCUGUGAGAUGCUGUGACUGCACACGCAAGCCAAUCAUAGCCAUGAGGUAUCAAUGCACCCAGUGCCCCAACUACAACCUUUGCCAGAUGUGCUUCCUGAAAGGACGAACGAGUGAUAAGCAUCUGGAGUCUCACCAGGUGCUCGAGCACACCACAGGGGGCAAAGGUCACAAGGGAUGGCGUCAGCGGCUUAUGGGUUCCAAGCAUCAGGAGGGUGUUCCAUUCACUGAGAGCAAAGAGGCAUUCGUGUACUCACCAAGAACCUCCAGGCCUAGCACUCCAGCCCAUGAGCACAUUGACUCUCCUAUGAGCUCCAUCACUCACAUGCUGAGCCAUACUCAACAGAAUAGUGGACAGAAGUUGAACACCAUUCCUCGUACCCACCUCCCUGCAAUGAUACGCAUCAGCAGUGACGAGGCACCCUCCAAGACCACUCAAUCACGACCAACCUCUCAGCUAGUCAACGGCAAAUCUGCCGGCAAGCCGAUGAAAGCAUUCAAAGAUAGCUCCUCGAAACGAACCAGUUUGAGCAGCUCCGGGGGUUCACCUGACUCUGCCUCUAGCGGGGGAAAGUUCAGCUUUGAUAAUGGAAGUGAUAUGGUGUGGCGGAAAUCGUCGCUAGGCAACCUAUCGAACAGCACCACGGGUUCGGAUACCCACUCAUCACCUACUCAUGACCCGGUGGUGGGGAGGAGCUCUAGAAAGUCAAGUGCUGGCUCAGAGGAACUCACGGAAGUUAACAGACGUCUGAGCAUAGAGGUGGAUCAGCUUCUUAGUCAACUACCUCCUGCCUCGACUCAGCCCAAGCUCAAACUGGGCCCUAGCAGCGUCUCCAAGCUGCAGCUGGAACAGAGGGCACUGAAGGGCCAGGUCAACUCUCUCUCUGGGCGUAGGGGAAAACUGUCCGGGGAACUCAACGGUCUCCUCUCACAGCUUCAGAGGAUACAAGUAGAGGGUAGCAACCCAAGCCUGGAUCCUACCUCCUACAUGAUGUCUUCUCACUCCCGCUGUGACUCUGCUCCCAUUGACCCGUACACUCGUAUCGGAUCAACUACGCCCCCUUCCCCACCUACACUCCGAAUCAAGUCCCCCGAGAUCCACAAGUCGCUGAGCAAGCUCCAUGGGUCCCAGCACCUCCUUGAUCCUCUGGUGGACUUUACACCUGAGCAGUUGAACAUGGUGUCUCCUGAGAGUCACCGAAUGUCUGUGGCUUGGUGAAUACACAUUUUGACUAACAUUAUAGUACUUUGCUAUAAUCAAAAAAAAGAAAUUUUAUUCACUUGUGUUUUUGUUCAUUGACAUGCAAUUUUGUUCAAUUGCCGACUACAUUUAUAAUUUCUGCAUUUUUUUUUAUUAUUGAUCAAUUAAUGUUAUAACGUUAUAUAAUGCUUUAUAUUAAUUAUUAUAUUAUUAUUAUCAGUUACAAUUUAAA
Molecule: messenger RNA, 2295 nt
Organism: Halichondria panicea
Lineage: Eukaryota; Metazoa; Porifera; Demospongiae; Suberitida; Halichondriidae
Product: dystrobrevin beta-like
Exons: 12
Coding region: 138-2081 (647 amino acids)
Cellular component (GO): plasma membrane
Molecular function (GO): zinc ion binding
Source: RefSeq, a predicted model, not a curated record